Molecule: messenger RNA, 1461 nt
Organism: Fusarium sp. VM40
Lineage: Eukaryota; Fungi; Ascomycota; Sordariomycetes; Hypocreales; Nectriaceae
Source: the annotation of a GenBank genome assembly
AUGAGCGGCGACAACAGCAGUGUUCGCUUCUGGCGCAAACAGAAGUUAGGGUCACGCGACUUCACUCUUCGGGAGAACAGAGAAACAGGCGAGGUCGAUGCUGAAGGCGAAGGAGUUUCUGGAGGCGAUGGCAGCAUCCGCCAAGGAGCGUCAACUGAGUACCGCACCUACAAACGACGUUGGUUUGGUCUCGCUCAGCUUACACUGAUGAAUAUCAUUGUGUCGUGGGAUUGGAUGACCUUCGCACCAGUCGCAUCACACGCUGCUGAGUACUAUGAUGUGCGCGAAUCAACCAUCAACUGGAUCAGUACUGCAUUCUUCCUUGCGUUUGUGUUUGUUUUUCCCAUCAGCAUUACCAUCCUUCACCGAGGCCCAAAGCUGGCCUUCAUGACAGCUGCUGUUCUCAUCCUCAUCGGAAAUUGGAUUCGAUAUGCCGGUUCUACCAAAGCUAGCGGCGGAAACAUCGCAUGUGCCAUGGCUGGAGAAAUUGUCAUUGGCUUUGCCCAACCUUUUAUUCUUGCAGCUCCAACUCGAUACUCGGAUAUGUGGUUCACUAACCGCGGUCGUGUUGCCGCCACAGCCUUGACGAGUCUGGCCAACCCGUUCGGUGCAGCAUUUGGACAACUGAUUACACCAAUGAUGGUCAAGAAAUCUAGCGAUGUUUCCUCCAUGGUUCUGUACAUCUCCAUUAUUUCAACUGUCUGCGCCCUCCCUGCGUUCUUUCUCCCAGCCAAACCUCCUACACCAGUUGGCCCCUCCGCCGAGACUCCUAAACUCAGCCUUCGCGAAUCCGUUGGUGUUCUGACUAGCUCUUUGGAGAUAUGGUUGAUUCUCAUUCCGUUUGCUGUUUAUGUCGGUUUCUUCAACUCGAUCUCGUCACUUCUCAACCAGAUGCUCACACCUUACGGCUUUUCCGACGAUGAGGCUGGUAUUGGCGGCGCUGUCCUGAUCGUCGUUGGUCUCGUCGCUUCGGCCAUUUCCUCCCCUAUUAUCGAUCGCACGAAGAGCUUCCUCCUCACUAUCAAGAUUCUUGUCCCCCUCGUUGGUAUCAGUUACCUGAUUUUCGUAUGGAUGCCCGAGACAAAGGACAUCGCUGGCCCCUAUGUAGUCCUCGCCAUCCUAGGCGCCUCGUCCUUUUCGUUGGUCCCGGUCGCACUCGAGUUUCUCAUCGAAUUGAGCCAUCCACUCAGCCCCGAAAUCACGUCAACAUUGGCUUGGGCUGGGGGUCAGCUCUUCGGCGCUAUUUUCGUCAUUGUCAGUGAUGCACUCGUUGCAGACAAAAAAGCCAAUCCACCAAAGAACAUGAAGAAUGCCCUAGUAUUUCAAGCAAUUGUCGCUCUUGUAGUGGUGCCCCUUCCCUUGUGUCUGGGGCUGUUCGGUCGCCAUCACAAGACAACGCUUCGUCGCGUUCGCUCUGACGAGCAGAAUCGCUCAAAUACAACCAUAACCACUAACCCGUGA